Messenger RNA from Dovyalis caffra, 936 nucleotides. The record is from the annotation of a GenBank genome assembly. NCBI's taxonomy places the organism in Eukaryota, Viridiplantae, Streptophyta, Magnoliopsida, Malpighiales, Salicaceae.
AUGAUGGAAGGAUUGAGAUCCAAAAUCAGAGUAGCAGUAGUAGUUAUAGUAUCAGCAUGGAUCGGAUUUCUUGCUCUGUACGGCUUAUUAAAGCCGAUUUCGAAUGGCUGUAUAAUGACUUACAUGUAUCCGACAUACGUUCCGAUUUCUGCAACUGACGGCGUGUCGUCUGCUAAGUAUGGAUUGUAUUUGUACCAUGAAGGCUGGAAAAAAAUUGAUUUCAAUCAGCAUCUUAAGCAGCUUAGUGGCAUUCCUGUUCUUUUUAUUCCUGGAAAUGGUGGUAGUUACAAACAAGUUAGAUCCUUGGCUGCAGAAUGUGACAGGGCAUAUCAGGGAGGUCCACUUGAACAGUCAUUUUAUCAAGAGGCUUCCCUGACUCCUGAGGAGGGAGGGAAAGAUAUGGAUAUAGCUGGCUUCCAAUUACCCAAUCAAUAUACUAGCAGACUGGAUUGGUUUGCUGUAGACCUUGAAGGUGAACAUUCUGCAAUGGAUGGUCGGAUACUGGAAGAACACACAGAAUAUGUUGUUUAUGCCAUCCAUCGGAUUCUGGACCAGUACAAAGAAUCUCGUGCUGCCCGAGAAAGAGAAGGUGCUGCUGCCUAUGGUAGUUUGCCAAAAAGUGUCAUAUUAGUUGGACAUUCAAUGGGUGGCUUUGUUGCUAGAGCGGCACUCAUCCACCCUCGCUUAAGGAAGGCAGCUGUUGAGACUGUUCUUACUCUUUCAACACCACACCAAUCUCCUCCCAUAGCAUUGCAGCCAUCUCUGGGUCACUAUUUUUCUCAGGUAAAUGAGGAAUGGAGAAAGGGAUAUGAGGUCCAGACCACUCAGACAGGACAUUAUGUGUCUGAUCCAUUACUCUCUCGUGUUGUUGUUGUCUCCAUCUCUGGUGGUUAUAAUGAUUAUCAGACAAAAAAGCUGCUCCACAUCUCUGGGUGA